Pestalotiopsis fici W106-1 is the source of this 660-nucleotide messenger RNA. RefSeq lists its product as uncharacterized. The record is from RefSeq and is a predicted model, not a curated record. Lineage: Eukaryota; Fungi; Ascomycota; Sordariomycetes; Amphisphaeriales; Sporocadaceae. The transcript is spliced from 2 exons. Bases 1 to 660 code for a protein of 219 amino acids.
AUGACCAUUUCAGCAUACGGAGUCUGGCGCGGAACGGCGACCAAGUGGGAGCCCACCCAGCAAGACAACGACCACGGACACAUAACCUUUACGGACGGCGACUCCGAUGACCUCGACUGUGCUGUGGACGUCAAGUCCAAGGACUCGGACUCGCGCAUCGUCUUCUGGAAUGUCGUUUCCUUUGACGAUAGCCACCCGCUCGCGGCCAAGCUUGCAGCUAUUGACAAGGGCUAUCAAGCAAUCACCAACCACACGUCCAGCGGUCUGGGGCUAGACUACCUCAAGAGCGACCUUGUCAAUGUCAAGCAGGGCCGCAUCCUAGACUACCAAGAGAAGGGGCCCAACAACGACAUCCUCGACUUUCUCAACCCUAUUCUCAAUGCCGCUGUUAGUGAAAAGGCGGACAUGUACCUGUAUGGCAGCAAGUACAGCGAAGGCAGCGGAAUCCACGACAUACAUAUGAACCAGGGCGACUCAGGUCGCUUUGCCAAAGAGAAUGGAGUUUAUCAGGAUGGCGGUAUGAUCUUCAACUUUGGAUCGGGGAAUGGUGACCUGUCGGGCUGGCAAGCUGUAUUUCUGGCAUUUGCCACUCAGGCAACACAGACUGAUUCAAAAGGUGACGCCAUGGGUCCUACUUUUGCGCAGACUCUUGGUAGUUGA